GUCGUGUGCGAGUGUGUAGGUUGUCGAGGUGGGAGUAGUGAGCCAGAAUAGGGAAGUGAAACAAACAAUAAACGAGUCAAACCAUAUAAUAUUGUUUGACAAAAAGUGUUUAAAAAAUAUCAAUAGGACAAUAUGAAAUCUACCGAAGUUGACGUUGAUGAAAUUCUACGUGGUUUGGGCCAGAAAAGAUUUUUCCACACCAGUCAAUGCAUCUUGAUUUGUGCUUCUCUAAUUGUAGCAUCGGCAAAUAGUUAUUUAUACGUAUUCUUUGCCAUCACUCCUGAAUACAAAUGUAAUAAUCUGACAGAGUCUCAGCUCAGCCGAUACAACAUAUCCAUUAAUGAAGUGAGUCUAGUAUAUAAUAAAUGCUCCAUAGACAUCUUCAAUACCGAUGGAGGAGUUACUACCGAGAACCGGACACUGGGCUGUCUGAAUGGUUAUUACUAUACUACGCCAGCGGAUAAGUCUAUAGUGUCACAGUGGGACCUGAUCUGCGAUAAUGUAGGGUUGGCUGAAUCAACUCAGACGUUUUACAUUUUUGGUCAAAUGGUCAGUGGUCUGUUAGCACCAUGCUUGAUUGAAAAAUUCGGACGUAAGCCUAUCAGAGUCUCUAGUAACAUUUUGCUGAUAGUCUUGAACUUAAUCGCAGCAUAUUCUCCGUCUUAUUGGCUGUUUACAACUAUAAGAUUUUUGAUUGGAGGAUCACGUGAGGCAUUUUUACUAAGUUCUUUUACUUUGGUUAGUGAAUUAUACCCGAAAGAAAGACGAAUCAUUAUGUCUUGUACAUUUAUGGUUAUCUGGGCUACUCAUAAUUCCUCCUUAGGUUUAAUAGCCUACAUGUUAAAGGAUUUCAGUUGGAACACUUUAUUUCUAUUUACUGCUGUCCUCUCCGUAUAUUUUCCUGUGGAUUACUUUUUCUUAGAGGAGUCUGUCCGGUGGCUCUUUGCCAAUUCGAAAGUAAAAUCAGCCGAAAAACUCAUCAGAAGAGCAGCGAAACAAAACAAAGUUGACUUUGAUGAUUUAUGGAAUAUAGCUUUAAAGGAUAGCUCUACUCAGGAAGCUGCUAACCUGAUGAGUGAGAGCAGUCUUGGGUGCGGAAACAGUGAGCCAAAAGUUCAGCAAAACGUUAACCCACUUGUCGAAUAUUCACAACCACCAACUGAAGAAAGUCCCUCAGAUUUGUUAAAGAUAUUUUCAAUUUUUAGGUCACCCUAUCUGAGGAAAAUUAUCGUCGUUGUGACCAUAGAAUGGGUUGUGAAUACAGCAUCCUUGAACGCUGUUUUACUAAUGAUAGAAGUUCUCAUUGGCAGUAUCUACAUCAACUAUAGUGUGAUGGCUUUGCUAGAAAUCGUUACUGCUGCAUCUUAUAUGGCGAUAGCGGAAAGGUUCGGUCACAAAAUGUCCCUACAAGCCUGGAAGACACUUGUUACAGUGUCACUUUUCUCUGCAUCCAUGAUAAAGAUAUUUGCAGGGAAUAGUGAAAUGACGGAAUGCAUCAUUCCUGUUUUGUAUUUUUUGGCCGUUUCUGGACUGAAUGCUGGUAGUGGUGGUGAUUACAUCUAUACAUCAGAACUUUUCCCUACACAAUUACGAAGUGUUGGAAGUGGUUUUGCUACGACUCUCAUGCGGGCUACAUCCAUGGCAGCACCAUUCCUCAAACUCCUGUGGGACCUGGUCUGCAACAAUUUAGGAUUGGCUGAAUCAACGCAAACGGUUUAUGCUUUGGGUCAAGUGGUCAGUGGUCUGUUAGCACCAUAUUUAAUAGAAAAAUUCGGACGAAAACCUACGAGAGUGACAAGUAAUAUUUUGCUGGUAGUCUUGAACUUAAUCGCAGCAUAUUCUCCGUUUUAUUGGUUGUUUACCACAAUGAGAUUUUUCGCUGGAAUAGUUCGUGAGGCAUAUCUUUUUAGCUCUAUAAAUUUGAUUUGUGAAUUAUACGCAAAAGAAAGACGAAUUAUUAUGUCAAGUACAUUUAUGUGUAUUUGGGCUAUUUAUACGUCUUCUCUCGGAUUCAUAGCCUACAUGUUGAAGGAUUACAGUUGGAACACGAUAUUCCUGUUUAAUGCUGUUAUCUCGGGAUAUUUUGUUGUGGAUUUCUUUUUCCUGGAGGAAUCUCUCCGGUGGCUAUUUGCUAAUUCGAAAAUAAAAGAAGCCAAGAAAAUUAUCAAAAAAGCUGCGAAACAAAACAAAGUUGAUUUUAAUAAUGUCUGGAGUAUUAUAUUAAAAGACGUUUCAAAAGAGACUGUUAAUCCCGCAAAUGAAACCAGUUCUGGAUGCCAAAGUAGCGAGUCCACAGCCCCGAUUGACAUCACAACAGUACAACCAGACAGUGAAAAAGAAAUCUCAAUGCUUACCCAUUUACGCGAUUUCUUUAAAUCAUCCUAUCUGAGAAGAGUUACCAUUGUUAUUUCUAUAGAAAUGGCUGUAAAUGCAGCAGCAUGGAACAGUAUGACACAAAUGCUGGAAGUUCUAACUGGCAGCAUAUAUCUCAAUUUCUUUCUGAUGUCUAUAGUUGAAACCGUUUCACUCGGAGUUUACUCUGCAAUAGCUAAAAGAAUAAAAAAGAGCAGUAACACGACUGAAAAUAUCAUCCUUAUUUUGUACAUCUUAGCAGUUGCUGAAGUGAGUGGUGCCUCCUGUGGUGAUUACAUUUACAUUUCAGAACUCUAUCCUACACACAUACGAAGUGUUGGAAAUGGUAUUGCUACGACUUUCAUGCGAACUGUGUGUAUGAUAUCACCUUUCCUCAAACUCUUGGCUAUGGCAUUUCCGUGGGCUCCUGGUGUUAUCAUAGGCGCCAGUUGUAUAGUUACUUCAAUUUUGAUCCAAGUAUUUUUACCAGAAACUGGAAACCGUGUUCUACCACAGAGAAUUGAAGAUCUGAAAAUGGCGGAAAAGAAAAAUAAGAGAAAUGAUAUAAAAAUGCAAGGUGUAUCGUAAAAAUAUUUGAGAGGGUCUUAGACAGCAAGAUUAAAUUCAUUAAAAAUUCAAAACAUGAAGUGUAUGUUGGGAUGAUGUUUUACAGUCCAAUUCAACGCAUU
Octopus sinensis (East Asian common octopus) is the source of this 3041-nucleotide messenger RNA. RefSeq names its product organic cation transporter-like protein. Gene Ontology annotation, molecular function: transmembrane transporter activity. The coding region runs from base 133 to 2940 and encodes 935 amino acids. NCBI's taxonomy places the organism in Eukaryota, Metazoa, Mollusca, Cephalopoda, Octopoda, Octopodidae. The record is from RefSeq and is a predicted model, not a curated record. Gene Ontology annotation, biological process: transmembrane transport. The transcript has 17 exons.